GUGUUUUCAGACUCCAGUGACUUUAUUGGGAACCAAUUGAAAAGAGAGAUGAUUGAGCUGGGCCUCGCUGACGGCAGCCUGAUUGACGAGCUGAUAGAGCUGACGGCACAGAGCCUCGGUCAGCUGGAGAUCCAGGAACAUUUCAACAUCAUCAAGGAGAUCGGCCGAGGGAAAUACGGCAAAGUGCUACUGGUCACACAUCGCUUCAGGGGAACUCCCAUGGCCUUGAAAGUGAUGCCCAAAGCCUCGACUAAGCUGCAGGGCUUUCUGCGAGAGUACUGCAUCUCCUUACACCUGUCCUGCCACCCUUGCAUCGUGGGCCUCUUUGGCAUCGCCUUCCAGUCCAAUGAGCACUACUGCUUCGCCCAGGAGCUUGUCAUCGGAAGGGACCUGUUUGCUGUCAUCCAGCCGAAGGUGGGUAUCCCAGAAUCUUCGGUAAAACGCUGCGUCCUCCAGAUCGCCAGUGCUCUGGAGUUCAUCCACAGCCACGGCCUGGUCCAUCGAGACAUCAAGCCUGAAAACAUCCUCCUGUUGGACAAUCGCUGCUGCCAGGUCAAGCUGGCGGACUUCGGACUGGCCCAGAAGAGAGGCACUCUGAUACGCUUCAUCACGGGAACCCUGCCCUACAUGGCCCCGGAGCUCUGUACCAUGGCCCUGAUGGAGGGCCAGAAAGAAGUGGCCGCUCCUCCACUUAGCGUGGAGCCAAGCCUGGACACCUGGGCCUUCGGGGUGGUUAUCUUCUGCAUCCUUACAGGUUACUUCCCCUGGGAGUGCUGCCUGGACUCGGACGACUUCUACCAAGAGUUCGCGGACUGGUGCCAAAUGGAGGAGAGACCCAACACUGAGGAGGACGUCCCUCCCUUGUGGAAAAAGUUCACUCCGGAGGCAAUGGAGAUGUUCGGAAAGCUCCUGGCCCUGGAUGUAGGAAAAAGGUGUACAGUGGGGGAAGUGAGAGCGUAUGUGGAGAAGGACUGGCUUAAGAAGGUAAAUGGGAUGGGGCAGCAGCCAACAGCAGAAAAAGUCAGUGCCUCCGGGAAUAAUCCUGGGUAUGGCGAGUUGGAGGUAAAGCCUAAUACUUAGUGUUGGAUUGCAUUUUAUAUAAUCUAUAGCUUCUAUAUGCCGAGACAGCAUUUCACAUACACAAUCAGUGGUGCCUGGUAUCAGCCAUGUGAUUUGCAGCGAUGAAACAUAUGGUGUUUACAUUAUCGAGACGCAUUGUUCUGAAUCUUGUGUCAAUUCAAAAGACACAUUUGACAGCAGGAUUCAGACGGCAACAUAAAGUCCACAGUAGCUGGAGUUCCUGUCGUAGAAUACAUAUUCAGAUCCAUCAUUUAAGUAAAAGUCCUGCAUUUAAAAUUGUACUUCAAGGAGUACAAGCAAAAUGCUUACUCACUUAACCAACGUAUCCUCAUAUCAACGGUUCGUAUGGUAUCAAUCUCUGCUCUUACCAUGUACACAGUGUCUUUAAAAUAAUACUUAGUUAAGUUUAGGAAUAGAUUGUCGUUUGGGUUAGAAUAAUUA
Molecule: messenger RNA, 1521 nt
Organism: Anarrhichthys ocellatus (wolf-eel)
Lineage: Eukaryota; Metazoa; Chordata; Actinopteri; Perciformes; Anarhichadidae
Product: serine/threonine-protein kinase SBK1
Exons: 4
Coding region: 49-1080 (343 amino acids)
Biological process (GO): protein phosphorylation
Molecular function (GO): protein serine/threonine kinase activity; ATP binding
Source: RefSeq, a predicted model, not a curated record